AGUAGGGACAGGGUCUUUCUUUUGUUCAGGCUGGUUUCAAACUUGUGAGCUCAAGAAAUGCAUCUCCUUCAGCCUCCCAGAGUGCUAGGAUUACAGGCAUGAGCCACUGCGCCUGUUAUUUUUUUUUUAAGGUGGAAAACUACAUGGUUCUAGGCUGGUGGGAGUGUGCUAGCAGGGUGUAAAGUGGACAGUGUUGUGACAGUGGCUAGAGGGGUCGGCUGGGCAAAGCAGGGAUAUCCUCAGGGAGGGAGGCUGGUGGUGCAGGCCCUCCAGUCCCCUUCUGGCAGCUUCCACUUCUUAAGUCAUGGGCUGGGUAGAGGUGGCUAGGGGAGUGGACAAAGAACAAAGUGGCCAUGAGUGAGUGUGGACACUUGGUGUAGUCACUGGGAAGUGCGAUAGGCCUUGAGGCUCAUGGUCAAGAUGGAUAGACUGGUCAGUGUGGCCAGGCUCCUGGCUUUGUUCAAGUGCAGGCUGUGCAAGCAGGAUUGAAGCUGUCUAUCUAAACCCUGUGGCCUCCCAGUAUGAGGGUGGGGGCCCUUCAGGGGCCCUGGGAGAACUGUCAGAGGAGCAGGCCUGUCUUCAGGUGGGCUGAUGGCUGGUCAGCUGCUUCUGGCCAGAGGCCCACCUGCCAGACCCUCUGGGGUCCACAGCCACAUCACGACAUGGGGUGAAGAGUAUAUACCAAAGAACCUGCCCCUCAUGGGUUGAGGGUGGCCCUGGGUACCCUUGCACUCCUUGGAGGCUUCCCUCCCACGUGGCUCAGCUACUGUGCUCCAGGAUUCAUGGCCCAUCUUCACAUGCAUGACUUGUGUCCUCAGCCUCUUCUACACCGAUCCUUCACCUCUCCCCCAGGCCUUGCCCGUGGUGCUGUUUUCCCCAAGACACCCAAACCCUGUUCUCUGCCCUGGGCAGGCAGGGCAUGCCCUGUGGCAGGUGAAGCCCCUGAGGCUUCGAAUCCUGAUGGAGGUCCUCAAGCACCCUGCCCUGCACAGGGAGGGGCUCUGGUUCCUAUGCACAGGGACUGGAGUUUGUGGAGAGGCAGACAGACCCCACACUCUGGUCCAAAAGUCCAUGGUGGACUUUUCCUGUUGGUUGAGUGCAAGGAGGUGAUGAACAGAGUCUGGAAGAAAAUGGGGUAUAGGCAAAGGGGUGGCCAUAGGAGAGGCCACUGGUCAGCUGGGAGGAUGGGUCAGGGCAGGACAGGGAUGGGGGUGGCGGUGGACUCAGCCAGCCAGGGCCUUUGGUGCAGUGCAGCAGGCCUGGCUGGACUGAAAGACUACAGGCACUGAGGACCAUCCAGGCACCAACAAGGCAGUGUGGAGUUAGGGAUGCGGCUGUCCCUUGGUAAGUAGGAUGCCGGAAGGCUCCCAGGUCCAACUCUUGACCCAAGUUCUUUCUAAAUUUGCUCCCCAGUGCUCAGAAGGACCUGAGCCACAUGAAGACAUCCCCAGUUCUAGAACUUCUGUCCUAGUGUGUGCUGUCCUGUCCUGGGCAGGGGGCUCCAAGUUGGGGGACAGAGGAAGGGGCAAGAAAAGGAAAUGAGCCCUGCUCUGAGGCCCCAUUUUGGGGUAGAGGAGGGUAAGAGAAGAGGGGGAGUUGGAAGGCUUCAGACUGGUAGAACCCUGGCUGCCCCUCCACUCUGCCCUGUGGAGGCCGGGUUAGGUGGUGUUCUGGGAUGUGGGGGGGUCCUGGAGGACAGCCUAGUGCAAGGAGUCAGGUAUGGGGGAGGCAUGUGGGAGAAGCCUAGACUGAGCUAGGAGAGUGUGGAGAGCAUAGGACUGAAGAGGGAGGUGAUCUGCCGGCAGGGCAUCUGGGCAAGCCAGCCAGGCCUCCCCCUCUGGGGCCUCCAUCCAGCCCAUGUCCCGCCUGUGCCGCACCCCCUGACGCACUUCCUUUGCAUACAAGCGGAAACCUCCCAGAGCUUCCUCCACUCUGACGCUCCCUGGGGACCCACAGGUGCUGCUGCCCCCUCCAGGCCUCAGCACCCUGGAGGUCCAUACCUUUCCUAGGGGGGGCCGGGCAUUUCCUGUUUCGGGAGCCACAGCGUCUGGAAGGAUCUGGCGCAGGCAGGGGCGGUGGAGCUGCAGCACAAGGUUGCCACCCGACGACUCCUCCAGGAAGCAGGUCAGGCUCCAGAUAAGCUGCACCCCCACACCAGCCCGGCCACUUCCUGAGGACCUGAGAUAUUUGCAUUGGGGCCCGCGGAGGAACCGCUUCCUGGUCAGCGGGCGCUUCCUGGUCAGCGGGUGAGGCCGGGACCAGGCCCUGGCUGUGGGGCAGCACCGGACGCACCCCGCGGGGCUCCCGGGGGUAAGAUCACUCGCGGGAAGGGUUCCAGACGCGUUCCGCGGGGGUAAGGCCCUGGCAGGAGUCCAGAGACCCUCCUCGUCUUCCAGUUGCAGGGAGGGCGACCUGCAUGCAGAACGCCGCGCCUGCGCCAUGGACCGUGGCCAGCCCAGCCCGGAGCCCACGGCCGCGGUCCCCCGAGCUUCAGGUCCCUGCGUAAUCGCGCCGGUGCGCGCUGUGCUCCGCUUGCGCCGCCGGGUGUGCGUCCUCCGCCAGCGGCGCCUCCCGCUUCCCAGCGCGGGGCCGGAGGGGAUUGGGGCGCCCAGGCUGAGCUGCAGCUCCGGGGCACCGCGCUCAAACCUGGACCAGCCACAAUUCUUCACCUUCGACGGCCCAGCGGAGCUAUCCUCGAGGACACCGCGCAAGAGGCGCCGGCGCAGCCGCGUAGUGCUUUACCCGGAGACCUCACGCAAGUAUCGGCCACGCGUGGAGCGCAGGAGCCGCGCACAGCGCUGCCUACUGCUGCUCGUAGCCAUCGUGGGCUUUCAGGUGCUCAACGCGAUUGAGAACCUGGACGAUAACGCCCAGCGUUACGACCUCGACGGGCUGGAGAAAGCGCUGCAGCGUACCGUGUUUGGCCAGCCCGCUGCCGUGGGGCGCGUCGUGGCGCUGAUGCGAGACUACCUGGCCACUCACGUACACGUUCGGCCGCUCCUCCUGGCGUUGCACGGACCCAGUGGCGUGGGCAAGAGCCACGUGGGCCGCCUGCUGGCACGCCACUUCCGCGCAGUGCUGGAGGACAGUGCACUUGUGCUGCAGUACCACACACGGCACCACUGCCCGGAGCAGCGCGCCACGCAGGACUGCCGCGAGGAGCUGGCGCGGCGGGUAGCCGACGUGGUGGCGCGGGCUGAGGCAGAGGAGAAGACCCCGCUUUUGGUGCUGGAUGAGGUGGAGCUCAUGCCACCCGCGCUGCUGGACGAGUUGCACGGCUUCUUGCAGCCGCAGCGCUCCCACCAUUUCCACAAUGCGAUCUACGUGCUCCUCAGUGGCGCCGGAGGCGCCGAGAUCACGCGCUUCGUGCUGCAGAACGCGUCUCGCACGCUUUCCUUGCGCCCCGACGGCGCCCAGGCCGCAGCGGCACAGGCGGAGGAGGACCUGCGUGCCAGCCUGCGGGCGCUCCUAGCCAACGAGCACCCUCUGUGGCAGGCUGCGGCCGUCGUGCCCUUCCUGCUGCUGGAUAAACGGGACGUGGUUAACUGCUUCCGGGACGAGAUGGCCGGCGAGGGAUUCUUUCCGGAGCAGGCCCGCGCUGAGCACCUGGCCGCGCAGCUCAGCUACUACCGUGUUGCUGGCCGCGAGUUCGCUAUCACCGGCUGCAAGCCGGUGGUGGCCAGGGUGAAUCUCCUGUAG
This is a messenger RNA of Nycticebus coucang (slow loris), 3699 nucleotides long. It is a transcript of the gene TOR4A, whose product is annotated as torsin family 4 member A. NCBI's taxonomy places the organism in Eukaryota, Metazoa, Chordata, Mammalia, Primates, Lorisidae. The transcript is spliced from 2 exons. Bases 2440 to 3699 code for a protein of 419 amino acids. Gene Ontology annotation, molecular function: ATP hydrolysis activity; ATP binding. Gene Ontology annotation, cellular component: endoplasmic reticulum lumen; nuclear envelope. The record is from RefSeq and is a predicted model, not a curated record.